AUGUCUCUUGCUCUAUUGGCUUCAAGACAUCUCUUUCGUAAGGCUGCUUGCGUCAAUUUCGCCUCAGUCAAUGCAUGCAGGACUUUGGUUAGCACCGCUAACAAUAGGGCAAAAUUGGGGACUGCUCCUACGCCAGUAACUUCUGGCCUUCUUCCAUCUCAGCACUGGACUAUCGAGCGUGUUAUUGCUGUUGCUAUGCUUCCAAUGUAUCCUAUUGCCAUUAUUUACGAGCCUUACGGAUUCGAGCAUCUUGUGACGCUCUCUGUUACUCUUCAUGCUUACUGGGGUUUUGGUGGCGUUCUCCGCGAUUACCUUAUGGAACGUAGAUAUGGCGCCCUUCUCCCCAAGGUUAUGCAAAUUCUCUGGAAAGUUAUCUGCCUUUGCGGAUUCGCCGGGUUUACAUAUUUCAACAUAAAUGACAUCGGCGUCAUCAAGGGUGUUAAAAAGCUUUGGUCCAUCUAA
This is a messenger RNA of Rodentolepis nana, 462 nucleotides long. The record is from the annotation of a GenBank genome assembly. Lineage: Eukaryota; Metazoa; Platyhelminthes; Cestoda; Cyclophyllidea; Hymenolepididae.